Messenger RNA from Dermacentor albipictus, 4075 nucleotides. RefSeq names its product RAC-beta serine/threonine-protein kinase-like. NCBI's taxonomy places the organism in Eukaryota, Metazoa, Arthropoda, Arachnida, Ixodida, Ixodidae. Gene Ontology annotation, cellular component: cytoplasm; nucleus. Gene Ontology annotation, molecular function: protein serine/threonine kinase activity; ATP binding. Gene Ontology annotation, biological process: protein phosphorylation. The record is from RefSeq and is a predicted model, not a curated record.
UCCCUGCGUGCGUCUAUCCGAGAACGGUUGUCGGCGCCGUACGCGGCCGAUGUUGUUUGCCGACACACGGAAGGUGGUGGGAGGCAAGGCGGCAGCACAGGACAGCCGCCGCAAUCGUCGCUAAGCCUACUUUGAUGAUCGGAGCGUGGUCUCCGCGUUAAUUGCUCGCCGGUUGCCUAAAUUUGCGCUUCUCCCAAGCAGCCUUGGUGUGCAGCUUGCCGUUGAGGCCCGCCUCUACGGUGACACGGCUUGGGAGAAGUUGGAAAGCGGCGUGCUGUUCCGAUAACGGCCCCCUUCCCAUCUAGGUGGCCGCUCAUCGACGGGGCGUCACCACUGACCGGAUAUAAGCCGAGGACGCCAGUGACCUGCCGCUGCGUCGGACUGCGGAUUUACAGCAUCAUAUCUUGUCGGGCCGGGGGUUAAACUGCCGCUGCUAGGCUGGCUUGGUCCGGCGGGGUCACGAUGAUGGAAGCGCCGCUGGCGCCGCAGCAACGUGCCCCGCUCGGAAUGCACCCCGGAGGCAUGAGCAUGGCCCCCUUCGGCAUGGAGCCCAUCGUUGCCGACCCGGAGCCGUCCAUCGUCAAGGAAGGCUGGCUCAACAAACGAGGGGAACACAUCAAGAACUGGCGAAAGCGCUACUUUGUGCUACGUGAGGAUGGCACAUUGAUUGGGUUCAAGCUUAAGCCUGAGCAUAGCCACGCUGACCCUCUGAACAACUUUACUGUAAAAGGCUGCCAACUGAUGAAGUCUGAGCGACCAAAGCCAUUCACCUUCAUCAUACGUGGCCUGCAGUGGACGACGGUCAUUGAGCGCAUGUUCUGCGUCGACUCUGAGGAUGACCGGGAGGGUUGGUGCCGGGCCAUCCAGCAGGUGUCCGAGAAGUUGGCGAGCGAGGAGGACGUUGAGAUGGCCGAGCCCAAGGACGAGCAGUCCCUGCGUGACAAGUUCAGCAUCUCCACCCGCACAUACGCAACAGGCAACCGACUUAGCCUGGACAACUUUGAGUUCCUCAAAGUGCUCGGCAAGGGCACCUUUGGCAAGGUAGUGCUGUGUCGUGAGAAAUCCACGGAGUCCCUGUAUGCGAUCAAGAUUCUCAAGAAGAAGGUUGUCAUUGACAAGGAUGAGGUGGCACAUACGCUGACCGAGAACCGGGUGCUGCGCAGCACCAAGCACCCGUUCCUCAUCUCUCUGCGCUACUCCUUCCAGACGGCUGACCGCCUCUGCUUCGUCAUGGAAUAUGUCAACGGUGGCGAGCUCUUUUUCCACCUGUCACGCGACCGUGUAUUCACUGAGGAGCGCACCCGCUUCUACUCGGCCGAGAUCCUGCUCGCCCUUGAAUACCUACACAGCCAGGGCAUUAUCUACCGGGACCUGAAGCUGGAAAACCUCUUGCUGGACAGGGAGGGCCACGUCAAGAUUGCGGACUUUGGCCUCUGCAAAGAGGACAUCUCAUUUGGGUCCACAACCAAGACCUUCUGUGGCACGCCCGAGUAUCUGGCGCCCGAGGUUUUAGAGGACACUGACUAUGGCCGGGCCGUGGACUGGUGGGGCCUGGGUGUCGUCAUGUACGAGAUGAUGUGUGGCCGCCUACCCUUCUACAGCCGAGACCAUGAUGUGCUGUUUGAACUCAUCCUCGUUGAAGAAGUCAAGUACCCCAAGAGCAUGAGCCCCGAGGCACGGAACCUGCUUUCGGGACUGCUCGUCAAGAACCCGAGGCACCGGCUGGGUGGCUCAGUCAACGAUGCCGCUGACAUCAAGGUGCACCCGUUCUUCCGCUCCGUCAACUGGGACGACGUGGCCCAGAAGAAGGUGACGCCGCCCUUCAAGCCGCUAGUAACCUCUGACACGGAUACGCGCUACUUCGACCAGGAAUUCACGGGCGAAACGGUGGAGCUGACACCGCCUGAGGAAGGCCCCCUGAACUCCAUAUCCGAGGAGUUUGAGCAGCCCUAUUUCCAGCAGUUCUCGUACCACGGCAGCUCUGGUGCCCUGUGCGGGGGGGGCCGCGGCUACUCGGCGGGAGAUCGAAAGGCCAUCCUCUCCUGAGCGGAAGAGGUCAUUGUGGAACUUCUGUCUUUCUCUCUCUCUCUUUCAUGAACAGUGCACACACAGCUGAGGCGGAACACGACAUCCAGAUAACACAGUGAACUUGCAUCGGCCGCAGUGAAAUGGAACACACGAGCCACUCAAGGGUAAAAUGUGUUCUGUCAUCCGUCAGAAGUUACCCCUACAACCCUGUUUAUUGCAGAUGGUCCUGUAUAGAGUUGAAUGGUUUGAGAUUGCAAAAGCAAUUGUUUGACCCAGCACGUCAUCUUUGAGUGUGCUCUGCCCUUUUCGGAUUUUUCAGGAGAGCUUUUGCUUAAAAUGGUCGGCACUUACACAUGUUCUUAAAGGACACUGUAAAAUAUUUGUCACGUUUAGUAUCUGCAUUCACUCUGGAAAGGUGCAAUGAACCAUGACGUUCAACCAAAAUGUUGGUGGGCAGUUUGCUACAAAAGCGUGCUAUGAGCUUAUGCUAUUUCAGUGCUGAGCAACGCAUUGCAGGAAUUGUCAGUUCCAUGUUACAGUACAGUUAACUCUCAAUGCUACGAAUAUCUUGGGGCAUCAUAAAGGAUUUUUAUUAUCUGAAAUUCAUAGUAUUGAUAAGUGUUCACAGCACGUAAGUGACAUUAAGACAUUCUUGUUUAUUACGUUUGGGACUAUUUCCAGUUGAAGAUGUUCUUGAUGACCUUACUGACCUUCAUUCCCUUAGUGUUGUGUCAAGUAGGCACUCCCAGACUGCGCAAAACUUUGCACUUGUUUCUUCGCCUACCUAUCCAGGGCUCAGUGCGUGUCACAGUGAGUGCUUUGCAACUACAAAGUUCUUGGCCAGGAUCAUGAGAGGCCCAGUAUGUGAUAUGCCACUUUGCUGCUAUGCACCACAGCCAUACUCUUCCUACUGUGAAAGGUUUUGUGGCUACUCACAAAUUCGUACUACUCGUUACAGCCCAGUAUAGCGUUCAAGUCAUCCCAAAACAGAAUGCAUCAUACUUAAUUUUUUGUAGGACUACUUAGGUAUUCAUAGCACCGUGAAAUUCUAGUAAACUGUGAUCGUAUUAUCGAGAUUCCACUGUAUUGUUAACUUUUAUGUAAGAACUUUGUUGUUCUGUGUUACAAGCUAGCUUAUACAGACUGCAAAGUAAUGGCAUGCCUUUGGUACUUGCACUGCGGACCUGCGUUAAAUCCUGGCAUUUUCUGCAAGUUCACAAGCCUACGGCCAUGUAACCUUGCUGAUGAUGGCGGUUUGUCACAUCUGUGGGGGUGAAGGUGUCAAGUGCGUGAUCUUGCACAGUACGUAAAAUUACGCUAGUGCGCUUGUCCACACACAUCGUCUGACAUAACCAGAAUAGCAGUCCCUGGACUAGAAUCAUAAGUUGUCAACAUGCAGGUUAGUGACAUCUUGCUGCCCUGUGUUCCUCACUGUUCAAGCUCUCAAAACACGCCUCAGCUUUAACAGUGCUACGAGUAGCAAUGCGGCCAUCUUCAUUAGGGCAAGUUAGGAGUGUGGAAUAGCCUGCUUACAGAAAUUUGUAUUGCAGGUUGCGGGCAUUUUGCAGGUAUGUGUGCUGCAAGAGAAAUUUAGAAAUAGCAACUCGAGUGGCUUGCUUAUACAAAGGGACUUUGGUGUAGGCACGAAAAAAAAAAAAUUACAUCACUUGUGCAUGGAACCCAAAAUCCGUUGUGCAAAUGACGAUGUAGUGCACAAACAUUGGGCCCUUACUGUCUAGAGCGUUCCCAAGAAUUUGUGUUGAAGCCAUGUUGGGGCCUUUGUGGUGCACAGUUUCACUCGACCCCGUCUAGGGGGGAUUGUAGUUGUGCUGCAGUCUGAAACAGGUGCCGCGUUUUCCCUCAGCUGCUGUAGCAAAUCCUGUGCUGUGGACAGACUCGCAUUUCUGCCCAAACAGUUGGCACUGAAGCUGCCGAUAUGCAGUGGAACCAACCAAGUUGCCCUUCCGCUUGACUCCUGGGAAGAACGGAAUGCAACGUGUACAUAAUGUAAGGCCUGAGGUGGGGCUAAUAAAAUGCUUCACGGAGA